ACACUUCAGUUCGACUGCCGCUCACCUUCUUUGGUAAAUCGCUACGUAUAUUUGGACUCUGCAAAAUAAAUUGGGAAAUAAUUCUUAUCUUUAAUAAGAUUAUAAAUUCAAACAUCAGUUAAAUAAGAUUACAAAGAUGGCACUCCGUUUGAGGCAAUUAAUUAAAACUCCCUUCAUGACUAGGGGAUAUCCUCUUUUAGUUACCAAAGAAAAGACUGAAGAAGUUACACACACCAAAAGUGCUUUGCAGAAAAAACAAACCGGAACCGAUAUACCUAGCGCACAAUACGGUGGUCGCCAUGCAGUGACAAUGCUUCCAGGUGGUGGCAUUGGUCCCGAACUAAUGUCUUACAUUCGUGAGAUUUUCCACUUUUCGGGGGCACCAAUCGAUUUUGAAGUUAUCGAAAUUGAUCCCACAACCGAAGGCAAUGACGAUUUGGAAUAUGCCAUUACUUCAAUUAAACGUAACGGUGUUGCCUUGAAGGGAAACAUUGAAACCAAAUCAGAGGAUGUCCACGAAACCUCUCGUAACGUGGCCAUUCGUAAUGAAUUGGAUUUGUACGUCAAUGUUGUUCAUUGUAAAUCCUUGACUGGCAUUCCUGCCAGACACAAGGAUGUUGACAUUGUUUUAAUCCGUCAAAAUACUGAUGGUGAAUAUGCAAUGUUGGAACAUGAAUCUGUUAAAGGUGUAGUAGAGAGCAUGAAAGUUGUAACAUUAGAAAAUGCUGAAAGAGUUGCACGUUACGCUUUUGAAUUUGCUAGAAAUAAUAACAGGAAGAAGGUUACAACAAUUCAUAAAGCUAACAUCAUGAAGCUUUCUGAUGGUUUGUUUUUGGAAGUCGCUAAUAAAGUAGCAAGGGAAUAUCCUGAAUUACAACAUAAUAAUAUGAUUAUUGACAAUACUUGCAUGCAGCUUGUUUCGCAUCCUCAUCAAUUUGACGUUAUGAAUAUGACUAAUUUGUAUGGAACAAUUGUGUCAAAUGUUAUUUGUGGACUGAUUGGAGGUGCUGGAUUGUUGUCAGGAAGAAAUUAUGGAGAUCAUUACGCUGUUUUUGAACCUGGUACCCGUAACACUGGAACAGCAAUUGCUGGAAAAAAUAUUGCCAACCCUGUUGCUAUGAUUAACGCUAGUGUUGACAUGUUAAAUCAUUUGGGCCACAAGCAACACGCAAAAGUGAUUAGUGAAGCUGUUUACCAGACAAUUGUUACAGAUCGUAUUCACACCCCAGAUUUGGGUGGAAACGCUAGCAGUACAGAUAUUAUUGAAAAUAUUCUCCGAAUCCUAUCAAAGAAACGUGUGCAAUGGCCGCACGAAAACAUUUUUAGCCAAUUUUGAUCUGGUCCGACAUUCCCCAAGUAACUACCAAAAUAUAAAUUAAGUAUAUGUGAAGUGUGUUUUACCCAAAUUGACUGCUAAUGAGAUCGAAAUUUACUGAAAAUCAAAAUUUAUAACACGAAGCGAUUGGUGGUUUACCCCUAAAACUUGAUUAAUAACCUGAGUGAACCUCUUGUCAAAUGGAUAAAUUUUUGUAGUCAGCUGAACUUCGACCAGUUAACAAAAUAAUACACUUCACAAAAACUAGAUACGUUUACGUCAAUUUAAUUUGAUUCUCAAAGAUAAAGUUAUCGAAAUUUUAAAAUAAACUAUAGUAUAAAAAAUAA
Molecule: messenger RNA, 1662 nt
Organism: Episyrphus balteatus (marmalade hoverfly)
Lineage: Eukaryota; Metazoa; Arthropoda; Insecta; Diptera; Syrphidae
Gene: Idh3g
Product: isocitrate dehydrogenase [NAD] subunit gamma, mitochondrial
Exons: 8
Coding region: 137-1336 (399 amino acids)
Biological process (GO): isocitrate metabolic process; tricarboxylic acid cycle
Cellular component (GO): mitochondrion
Source: RefSeq, a predicted model, not a curated record